Molecule: messenger RNA, 2848 nt
Organism: Sander lucioperca (pikeperch)
Lineage: Eukaryota; Metazoa; Chordata; Actinopteri; Perciformes; Percidae
Gene: hoga1
Product: 4-hydroxy-2-oxoglutarate aldolase 1
Exons: 7
Coding region: 358-1347 (329 amino acids)
Biological process (GO): N-acetylneuraminate catabolic process
Molecular function (GO): N-acetylneuraminate lyase activity; 4-hydroxy-tetrahydrodipicolinate synthase activity
Source: RefSeq, a predicted model, not a curated record
UAUUGCAUUAUAGCCGGUAGCAUUGCUAACAUUGCGUGCUGAAAAUCGUUGUUUCUAACCGCCUGACAAACAUUUCAAACGUGUGUCAGGUAACCGUGUGAAAUCAACAGAAAAGCCAGAAUUUUACCUGCCACGGAGAGCAAAAAGUGGCCGAUUAAAACCGCGCUUAAUUCUGCGCUAACAGAGUCGUUUUAAGAGUUGACACACUUCCAAAGUUGUUCAGAAAUCACAAAUUCUGGUCAAUAUUUACAAAAGCGGGUUAGUCAUUAACUGUCCUCGGUUGCAGCAGCAGCAGCUGCACACAGUCCCACCUCGCACACAGUCAGCGAGCCGCUCGGUCACUCUGCCCGCUUUACAAUGCUGUGCGUACGGGUAUGGAGAAGCCUGAGUCCCGUGUGCAGAGGAGUUCACCUGUCGGCAUGGAAACGAACCCAGAGCCACACAGCAGCAGCUGCCAGGCUGGACCUCAGCGGUAUUUAUCCGCCCAUUGCCACUCCGUUUACCGCCAAGGAGGACGUGGACUACCAGAAACUGGAGGGCAACCUGCAGAAAUAUGCCAAGAUACCAUUUAAAGGUCUGGUAGUUCAGGGUUCCAAUGGAGAGUACCCGUACCUGACGGAGGAGGAGCGGGUGGAGGUGGUGAAGACGGUCAGGAGAUCAUUGCCAAAUGACAAACUGCUGAUGGCCGGAUCAGGCUGUGAAUCCACGAGAGCCACAGUGCAGCUCACGGAGAAGAUGGCGGCAGCCGGAGCCGACGUCGUCCUCGUGGUAACGCCCUGCUUCUAUAAGGGCAAGAUGGACGGCCGCGCUCUGAUCCAGCACUUCACAAAGGUGGCGGACAGCAGCCCGGUGCCGGUGGUUCUGUACAGCGUACCGGCCAACACGGGGCUGGAGCUGCCGCUGGACGCUGUGGUGAAGCUGUCUCAGCACCCAAACAUCCUGGGCCUUAAGGACAGCGGAGGAGAUAUCUCACGGAUCGGCCUGAUUGUUCACAAAACCAAAAGGCAGGAUUUCCAGGUGUUGGCGGGCUCAGCAGGGUUCCUCAUGGCCGCCUAUUGUGUUGGUGCGGUUGGCGGAGUGUGUGCGCUGGCUAACGUUCUGGGCCAGGAGCUGUGUGAGUUGGAGCGUCUGUGCGUGUCCGGUCGCUGGGACGAAGCCAGAGUCCUGCAGCAGCGCCUCAUCGAGCCCAACGCCGCCGUGACCAGGAAGUUGGGAGUCCCCGCCCUCAAGCAGGCGAUGGAGUGGUUUGGUUUCCACGGCGGCGCCUGUCGAUCACCUCUUCAGCCGCUCACAGAGGCCGAGGCUCAGCAGCUGAGGCGGGACUUCUCCUCCGACGGCUGGCUGUGAGGUCACACGGGUGACGGGCAGAGUGUGUGUGUGUGUGUGUGUGUGUGUGUGUGUGUGUGUGUGUGUGUGUGUGUGUGUGUGUGCGUGCGCGCGCGCGCACUUUACCUGGAAACCUUUUAGCAGGUCAGCCCUUACGGGCCUGCUACAUUGCAUGCGUAACGUAUGCGGAGCGGAUGUUCCAAAAAUACGCUUCCACUAUAAUCGAUGAAACUGUCAGAGGUGCGUCUGCUCCACAGAGAUCCGCUCUACAAGGGUAAAAAUAGGACAGUCUUCCAUUUGUAUAUUUUACGCGAGGUGUGUGCGGCCCUCUUAAACAGAAAUGGAUCAUAAAGUGUGUAUAUGUCUUUGAAAUUAAACUACCAAUGUACAGGAAACGACUUGAUGACUGUCAAUGAGCAUAUUGGCCAUUUUAUUUUGAGAGUUUCUGUUUUUAUUUCUUGUUUCCCUCACCUGCGUCCUCUGAUAACAGCUGACAGUAGAUUGACGUAUCACAGCGCUGUGCCGGCUCCAAAAACUGAAGAAACGACAACAAUCCCAAAGCAAAAGCUCUCCCUCUCACCUGUGAGGUACGCCGUGUGUGCGCUGCAGGUGUAGCCAGUUAAAACAUACAUUCAUCUUCUCCGCGAACGGUCCGCUUACGGUACGCGUUCAAAUUUAGCGUUAGACCUGUCAGUGUAAUUUGGCAAGGAGGGGGAACACCUGGGAUUGGGCAUGGAGGUUCCAUUUUGGAAUUGUUUCAAAAAAACAUUUUUUUUAUUGAAAUCGUUUGGAAAAUUUGGUUUCGAAUCCUAUCAUCGGUUCCAAAUUUAACACGCGCAAGUUUGGGUUUCCGUAGCGGCGACCGUACUUCCAAGGCGCUUGUUGUGUUGCGGCCACGGAGCACAGUAAGCGGCGCGCUAGUGUGGCUUUAUUUUACGUUGAAAAAGCCUGUAAAUCACCAUUGAGUCAAAAUAAAAUAAAAUGUUCCUCUUAUCUGACAAAUAAGCAUGUGACUCGUUUCAACUUCACCCAUCAAAGAAUCGGAAUCGAGAAUCGAUAAGAACCCGAAUCGAAAGGAAGAAUCUGAAUUGUAAAAAUCAAAACGAUGCCCAACCCUAGGAACGCGGCACGAAAAUAAAUCCGUUGCUGCCCCCCAUAAAAAUACCAAAAAAUCAACUUAAUUCGGUUCAUAUACAGUAUGUCAUAUACUGGAGGUUUGUUCCUAAAAUCUCUUACGGCUUACGUUUUCUGUCAUGAAUAAAACCUGAAUCAAAUCAAAGAUUUUACAAAUGAAAACUUCAAAGUUCUUUUUUAAUAGGCUCCGCUCAUGUUGCAUUUUAAAUGACAUUUUCUAUUCAUACUUCUUUUUUAUUUGACCCUAAAAUCACUGUCAUACGAUCAAGUUGCUUCUCUGCUGCACCUCCCAGUAGUGCAGAUAGAAAAAUUCAGUAAAUUGAAAAGUUAGAAACAUGUUGUAUGUGCACUUGUUUUGACAAUAAAAUUGCAUUUCACUUCAAUAACA